Messenger RNA from Zingiber officinale, 2739 nucleotides. Its product is annotated as receptor-like protein EIX2. Lineage: Eukaryota; Viridiplantae; Streptophyta; Magnoliopsida; Zingiberales; Zingiberaceae. Bases 1 to 2739 code for a protein of 912 amino acids. The transcript has a single exon. The record is from RefSeq and is a predicted model, not a curated record. Gene Ontology annotation, molecular function: protein binding.
AUGGCUGCUGCUGCUACACUCAACCUUCUUCUUUACCUCUUCUGGAUUUCUCUCUUCUCUGGAUCUUUGCAACUCUGCGUAAAGGAGGAAAGGAAGGCUCUGCUGAGUGUGAGAAGUGGUUUCCCUGUUGUCGACAGAGGGCUAUCUCCAUGGGAGGGCGAUGACUGUUGCAGUUGGGAACGCGUAGGAUGCAACAUCAUAGGUCAUGUUAUAGAACUUGACUUCUCUUUAAUUAUUUAUACAUCUGAUGAUGUUUUCAUCAGAAACGAGGUGCAUCCUUCAUUGUUUCAAUUGAAGCAAUUGCAGUAUUUAAAUAUAAGUGGGAACGGCUUUGGUGGUCGUCCAAUUCCUGGCUCGAUUGGUUCUUUAACUCAAUUGCAGCGCUUGGACCUUUCCGAAUGUGAUUUUGGAGGAGAAAUUCCCCUCCAACUUGGCAAUCUCUCCCAUCUACGUCAUUUAUCUCUAUCUGAUAAUCGGAUUUCUGGAAAAAUCCCGGCAUCUUUUGUCCAUCUCAGAAAUCUGCAGUUCCUGUACCUGAACACUAAUAACAUCAGUGGAGUGAUACCAGAAGAUAUUGGAAACCUCAAAAACAUACAAGGCUUGUUCCUCCAUUAUAACUGUCUCGAAGGUGUAAUACCGAAGAGCAUAGGAAACUUGAGUAAACUGUCAAGUCUGGUCCUUUUUGGUAAUGAAAUUGUUGGAGGCUUACCAGAGACUAUCGGCAACCUAACUGCAUUGCAGAAUUUGAAAUUAUUAUCUAAUCAGAUUAGUGGGAAGAUACCAGAUUCAAUUGGAAAUCUCAUUCAGCUAGAAUUUCUCGAUAUCCGUUAUAACAACAUAAGUGGAUCGAUCCCUCGUACCUUAGGAAGUCUAUGCAACUUGAGUGACAUCUGGCUCUCUUAUAACAGUAUGACAGGGGGACUUGCUGAAUUCUUUGAAGAACUAUCAAGAUGCAGAACUAACAAACUUCUUGCCGUUGACUUGCAUAGCAAUCGGUUAAGUGGACCCUUUCCGAGUCAUUUUGAGAGGCUUCAAAGAUUAAUUUAUCUACGCUUUGGUUUCAAUCAAUUGAGUGGCUCAGUUCCAGCAUCCUUGGGGAAAUUGUCUGCAUUACAGUGGUUAGACCUAGAGUCAAACCACUUGGUUGGAGACAUCACAGAAGCCCACUUUGCCAAUCUCACAAAUUUAUAUAGCAUGGAUAUAUCUGACAACAACUUGUCAGUCAAAGUGAGCCAAGAUUGGCUUCCACCAUUUCAAGCAAGAUAUAUCUUAAUGCGCUCUUGCAACUUGGGACCCAGAUUUCCUACAUGGCUGCAGAACCAAACCAGUUUACAAACGCUAGACAUAUCAAAUAAUGGAAUAUCAGAUGCUUUUCCUGAUUGGUUUUGGAGCAUGUGCUUAUCAGAAAUGCAGCUAAAUGUUUCUCACAAUCAUAUGAGAGGGAUGUUGCCACACUCUUUAGAAUGCUUCAAGGAUGUAGGUUCGUUUGAUUUGAGUUUCAACAACUUUGAAGGCUUCAUACCAAGAAUGCUUGGUGAGUUUAGCAUUUCCUAUUUGAUUUUGUCCAAUAACAAAUUGAAUGGCAGCAUUCCGACUUCCAUUUGUACAAUAAGAGACUUGCAAAUGGUAAACCUUGCCAAUAAUGAUUUAUCUGGAACACUCCCAGAUUGUUGGGGUAAUGCAUCAAGCCCAACGAUUAUUGAUGUUUCCAACAACAAAUUAUCCGGUGGCAUUCCCAAAACAUUUGGGCUUUUAGCCAUACUGCAAUCACUGCACAUGAAUAACAAUAGUUUAUUUGGUAUAAUUCCCUCAACUUUACAACACUGCACUGAACUUGUAGUUAUUGACUUGAGUUGGAAUAAAUUGUUCGGAACUAUACCCAACUGGUUUGGAAGGAGACUAUCAACAUUGCGAGUUCUUUCUCUAAGGUCAAAUAAUUUUACUGGUGCAAUUCCACAACAACUCUCUCUGAUCCCAUCCCUCCAAGUGCUAAACCUGGCUCACAAUAAUCUCUUUGGCUCUUUGCCUCCAAGUUUUGGCAUGUUUAGUUCCAUGAUGACGAGCCAAAACAAAAAUGAAUCUACUCCAUUAUAUGAUGGUUCCUUUUAUUACAAAGAGAGUGUUAUGAUAACUGUUAAGGAUUUAGAUCUUCUAUUCACCACUUCGCUUUCAAUUGUCACCGGCAUUGACCUCUCAAACAAUAAUCUUUCAGGUGACAUUCCUAUAGAGAUCACAAACCUCCAUGGCCUUCGCUUCCUCAACUUGUCAAUGAAUCAUUUCUCAGGUAACAUACCAGAUAAGAUUGGUCUUAUGGGUCAACUAGAAUCCCUUGAUCUUUCAACAAACAACUUAUCGGGUAGAAUUCCAACGAGCAUUUCAUCUUUGUAUUCUCUGAGCAUCUUAAAUUUAUCCUAUAAUAAUCUUAUUGGGAAAAUACCAACGGGCAGUCAACUACAAACCUUCACCAACUUAUCUUACAUCGAUAACCCUAAGCUUUGUGGGGAGCCACUCCAAAUCAGGUGCCCAGGCGACAUCCCAACCAUUGAUAAUGGAGUAACAAAAGAGGAGGACAUGCAUGAAGAUGAUGAGUAUGAGAGAAUUUGGUAUUUCAUUGGCUUUGCUCCUGGAUUUGUGUUUGGCUUUUGGGGAUUUAUAGGUGCAGUUAUGAUCAAGAGGAGCACAAGAAUCAAAUACAUCCUAAUCAUUGAUAGGAUUUGUUGUUGCUUUAUGUAUAUGUAA